AAUCAAUUUCUUGGGAUAAAAAGAUUACCUUGGAUACUGUUCUGGAACUCAAUCUUCAACUAUCAUGAUUAUUUCAUCAGCUGAAGAUACAAUAGCUCAGUUAGAAGACUCUCAAGUAACAAUUUCAACAAUUAAGGGCUCCUGCUAUGUUGGACCAAUUAAGAAUCUUGUGGAUGGAUGGGAUCGUAAGUUGAAUCUUUUUGCUCACACUCUGGAGGAAUGGUUACUCUGUCAAAGGAACUGGAUUUAUCUUGAACCAAUCUUUCAUUCUGCAGAAAUACAAAGGCAGCUUCCAGAAGAAGCAACUCUUUUCUCUCAGGUCAAUAACAAAUGGAAAGAGAUCAUGGUACAUACAGAGGAAGACCCAAAUGCUCUUAGGGCAGCUACAGCUGCAGGAGUCCUUGAGAUGCUGCAGACCAACAAUGCACAUCUUGAGAAAAUACAGAAGUCAAUUGAGGAUUAUCUUGAAAUUAAGCGAAUGAUUUUCCCAAGAUUUUACUUUCUCAGCAAUGCCGAACUUCUUGACAUUUUAGCUGAAAGCAAAAAUCCUGAUGCUAUACAGCCUCAUCUUGUAAAAUGUUUUGCAAAUAUAAGGAGGCUAUAUAUACGCAGGCAUGAACAGAACCCUACAGUGGUGGUGAUGAUCAGAUCUGCUGAAGAAGAGACUCUUCAAGUGCCAAAGAGUGUUCGUGUCAGAGGUCCUGUUGAGCAGUGGCUAGGAAAUGUAGAGAGCAGUAUGUUUGAUAUGGUAAAAAGAUUUGUAAACCUUGGAAUCAUAGAGUGGAAUAAAGUGAAAUUUAAACAGUGGUUUCUGACUCAUCCAGGACAAGUGGUACUCCUUGUGGCCCUAGGAAAAUUCUGUGUGGUUUUUAACUGUUUUGAAGGUUUGGAUUAUAAGAUGAUGGGAAAACUUUUCUGUGGACUAGUUCAGUCUGGAGCGUGGUGUUGUUUUGAUGAAUUCAAUCGAAUAGAUAUAGAGGUUCUCUCUGUAAUUGCUUCACAGCUUCAGACAAUCAAGGCAGCAAAAGAUAGCCAUAUUGUCAGAUUUGUAUUGGAAGGAAAAGAAAUCCGUAUCAACACAACAUGUGGAAUCUUUAUUACUAUGAAUCAGGGAUACAAAGGUCGUGUAGAACUCCCAGACAAUUUAAAAUCUCUGUUUCGGCCUGUCUCAAUGAUGGUACCAGACUAUCAACUCAUUGCUGAAGUAAUGUUAUUUUCAGGAGGUUUCAAAUCAGCUAAAUCAUUGUCUGGGAAACUAGUCAAGCUUUAUCAAUUAGCUAGCAAUCAGUUGUCACAACAGGAUCAUUAUGAUUUUGGUAUGAGAGCCAUAAAGACAGUGUUAGUGAGGGCUGGAGAGAAGAAACAAGAGUUAAAAACAGAAAAUAAUCAAACAGGUCUUCAUGCAGAAGAAGAAGCUCUCGUUAUAAUCAGUGCUCUGAAAGAAACCAAUUUACCCAAGUUUCUCACAGAAGAUGUCCCACUGUUUGAGAAUAUUAUGACUGAUCUGUUUCCAGAAAUUGUGGUUCCAAAUACAAAUACUAGCAGACUAGAGAAAGCAAUAGCUGCUGCAACACAACAGCUGUGCUUGCAGCCUUGGCCAUCUCAAAUAGAGAAAGUUAUACAGUUUUACAAUCAAAUUCUGACUCGAGUUGGUGUGAUGUUAGUAGGCCCUACAGGUGGAGGGAAAACUACUGUUAGAACAAUUUUAGAGACAGCUUUGGUACUUUUACCUACUGUACAUUUGGAAAAAAAGUCUAAUACUGAUCCAGUUUUGCAGAACUCAACAAAGAAGGGAAAAGUAGAAACCUUUGUUAUAAACCCUAAGUGUGUCAGUCUUGGAGAGCUCUUUGGACAGACUGAUCCUAGCACCAUGGAGUGGUCUGAUGGACUGUUGGCAUCAGCAGUUCGAACAUUUGCAAAACAUUCCAUCAAAAAACCAAAAAAAAAGGAGGCAAAUACUGAUGCCACCUCAGAGAUUCAGGACUGUUAUACUUUGAACACCUUGGAACAAACCAAUUCUUCAGUGGCAGUAAGAAGCAAACAAGCAACAACAUUUCCUUAUAAUGACU
Molecule: messenger RNA, 2069 nt
Organism: Alligator sinensis (Chinese alligator)
Lineage: Eukaryota; Metazoa; Chordata; Crocodylia; Alligatoridae
Product: dynein heavy chain 6, axonemal-like
Exons: 18
Biological process (GO): microtubule-based movement
Cellular component (GO): dynein complex
Molecular function (GO): ATP binding; minus-end-directed microtubule motor activity; dynein light intermediate chain binding
Source: RefSeq, a predicted model, not a curated record